AUGAGCCUCCUACGCAACAAAAAUUCUCUCCGUGGCCAUCCAGAAUUCCGAGAAAUAAUCAUCCAGGACGACAAAACCAAGUCCCAGUUAGCUUCUUUACGUACAAUCAGGCAGGAGCUCAAAGACCGACAGAACCGAGCCUUCUGGUGCUCACGACUCAAAAAACUGAAUAACCUCUGCAUCUGGCCAGUUCUUUACACAAACGCGCAAUCAAUAUCCUCUAAAUAUAGUGAACUUCUCAUCUACGUCCAAAUACACAAGCCAUACAUAAUUUUCAUCUCAGAGACUUGGUUGAGGCCAUCAAUAAGUGACUCUGUCAUUUCUAUACCAGGGUAUUCUUUGUAUCGAGCCGACAGUACGGAAACUAUUGGUCAUCACGGAGUAUGCAUAUAUCUCACUGAAGAAAUCACUAAUUGUUUCAAAAUUAAUAUCCAACAAAACGAUUGGCCGAGUAUAGAUAAUUUGUUCAUGGUUAUUUCCAACCAACACUCCUCUCUCUUUAUUGGAUGUAUAUAUCGACCCUAUCCGUGCUUGUCUGAUACAGAGUGUGCGCGAUUUCUUACAACAACUUCGGAGAAAUAUCAGAAUAUUCUAAUCACUGGUGACUUUAAUUGUCCAGAUGUCGAUUGGACGCUUACAGCGAUGCCAUCUCAGAACUCGCCCUCCUUGCCUUAUGCCGACUUCGUUCACGGUUCCGGUUGCCAACAAGUCGUGACUCAACCAACUAGGUACAGAUCCGGUCAGACUCCUUCACUUCUUGAUCUCUUUAUAGUUUCUGAUCCAAAUAUCAUCUCAGAAAUAAAUUAUCUGCCACCUUUGGGGAAAUCUGACCACUUGGUAUUGACAACUGAAAUUCAGAUGCUCGUUUCUUCCUGUGAUCUCAGGGAGGAGAAAACUUUGAGAUUUAUCGACUACGAUGGGGUUUCUUCCCAUCUCAAUUCUAUCGACUGGUCUAACAUCAUGAGCGAUUCAGACAUCGAUACGAUUUGGAGCAUAUUUCUGAACAAAACACGAGUGACUGUUUCAGCUAACGAGCAGAUAAGGAUUGUCCGAACACACCCAUUAAAACCGUGGAUCAAUGAGCAUCCGGGCCUGGAGUCUGCUAACGUCUUAUCCGAAACCUUCGCUUCUAAUUUCACUGUGGAGCCGAUGGAUUCUAUUCCCACUCCUAAUGUGGACCGCAUCGCUGCAGACAUACCAGACGUCGUGAUUACCCAACAAAUAAUCAAGUAUCUAUUGGAUUUGAGAGUGGAUACCGCGCCGGGUAUUGAUGGGAUCACCACUCGUCUGCUUAAACAAUGUGCUGAAGCCUUCGCUCCUCCCUUGAAGAUUCUGUUCUCGAGAUCUGUCAACUCAUCCUGUAUUCCAUCCGACUGGCUCAAUGCGUCCAUAACUCCCAUAUUUAAAAAGGGUGAUAAACUAGAUCCCUCUAACUAUCGCCCCAUAAGUAUACUUUCUGCUGUUUCUAAGGUUCUGGAGAGGAUCAUAAGCGACCACUUGCAACAAUUCUGCUUGGAUAACGAGUUGAUCCCAAAAUCUCAGCACGGAUUCGUACCAAAACGCUCCACAACAACGAACCUCCUCUCGUGCGUUGCCGAAUGGACUAAGGCCUUGGACUCUGGAUCACCUGUUGACGUGAUAUACUUGGAUUUUUCUAGGGCGUUCGAUAAGGUGCCUCACAGACGUCUCCUCGCCAAGUUGGAGCAUCCGGGUGUUAGAGGAGGACUGUUGCGCUGGCUCAAGUCUUUUCUCUGCAAUUGCAGGUUUCGUGUACGUGUGGGUGGUGCUUAUUCCACUACUGAGAAACCGGUUACAUCGGGUGUUCCGCAAGGAUCAGUGUUGGGACCCAUCCUCUUUGUUUUAUAUGUUUCUGAUUUGCCUCCACUUAUUCGGUCCUUCAUCUCUACAUUUGCUGACGAUACUAAACUCUACGGCUUUCCUCUUCUACAGGGUGAUCUCCUUCAGAGGGACCUUGAUAUCCUCAUGGAAUGGUGCCUUGCCUGGAUGUUGCCACUGAAUGUCAAAUUGUAG
This is a messenger RNA of Coccinella septempunctata (seven-spotted ladybird), 2031 nucleotides long. RefSeq lists its product as uncharacterized. The transcript has 5 exons. The record is from RefSeq and is a predicted model, not a curated record. Lineage: Eukaryota; Metazoa; Arthropoda; Insecta; Coleoptera; Coccinellidae. Gene Ontology annotation, molecular function: catalytic activity. Bases 1 to 2031 code for a protein of 676 amino acids.